CUCAAGGCAAUCAGUAACGUGCAACACAAAGUGGUCAUCACUUAUACUUGACAACAACAGCAAUGAUCAUUGUACAAAACAAAAAAAGAUGUAGAAAAUUGAUUUAUAUUGGACUUCUGGCUCUUGCAGUUUUUCUUGUUUUCUGGGCUUAUUCAAGUUCUCAAAGUGCAAUGGCCACUUGCAUUUUUUGUGACAUAAUUAGUGGUAAAUCGCCAACCAAAUUUGAAGUCGAAACUGACGAUUAUGUUAUAUUCAAAGACAUCAAACCAGCUUCCGAUCAUCAUUACUUAGCCGUGCCAAAGCGACAUACUGAAAGUGUCGUCGCUCUGACCAAGAAUGACAUCGAAGUUGUGAAUACUUUGGAAAGUGGCAUGCGAAAAUUUCUCGCUACGAAAGGUAUCGAAUCCAAUCAAACACUACUUGGUUUUCAUAUGCCGCCAUUUAUAACCGUCAAACAUUUGCAUUUGCAUGGCAUAGCACCCCGUUCCAAUAUGUCUUUCCUCAUGCGGUUCAUUUUUAAACCCCAUUCCGCGUGGUUUAAAUUAGUAGAUGAAGCCAAAGAAUAUUUGCAAAACAAGUCGUAAUGUACCGAGACCAUGGAAGUGUUGGUUUCUGAACUGCGUCCAAUUGUAUAUAGAAAAAUUUUUAAUAUAAAUUAUUAAGUUGAUAUAUUUCCAAAUAUAAAUUUUCGUUAAGGAAUCAGUGAUACAAUGGAUAUGAAAGAGUCGCUUCGUUUCAACUUAAAAUUGGAAUUAUCGAUAUUUUGUUGCUGUAAUAUUUCGCUGUUAUUAGUGAUUUUUAUU
Messenger RNA from Glossina fuscipes, 803 nucleotides. RefSeq names its product histidine triad nucleotide-binding protein 3. The transcript has 4 exons. Lineage: Eukaryota; Metazoa; Arthropoda; Insecta; Diptera; Glossinidae. The record is from RefSeq and is a predicted model, not a curated record. The coding region runs from base 63 to 584 and encodes 173 amino acids. Gene Ontology annotation, molecular function: catalytic activity.